This is a messenger RNA of Parathielavia appendiculata, 240 nucleotides long. RefSeq lists its product as uncharacterized. The transcript has a single exon. The record is from RefSeq and is a predicted model, not a curated record. Lineage: Eukaryota; Fungi; Ascomycota; Sordariomycetes; Sordariales; Chaetomiaceae. The coding region runs from base 1 to 240 and encodes 79 amino acids.
AUGUCCAAGGGUAUUGACAAUCUUGCACUUGAGUUGCUUACUGGAGAACUCCCAGAGUCCUCCAGAACGAGUGACUAUAUACUUGGUAGAGCGUUCUUGAUCGCCCAUGAUCGCAGUCUACCAAGAGCUGUUGAACUGAGUGGGUUCCUUGGCACCAAGAUUCACGGACUGAGCACUGAUGUUCAAUGCGAGACUCUCAGUCAGCACAGAUCCAUCACAAUGACACAGUUCCUGACAUAG